Molecule: messenger RNA, 2950 nt
Organism: Annulohypoxylon maeteangense
Lineage: Eukaryota; Fungi; Ascomycota; Sordariomycetes; Xylariales; Hypoxylaceae
Product: TrkH-domain-containing protein
Exons: 5
Coding region: 357-2720 (787 amino acids)
Biological process (GO): potassium ion import across plasma membrane; intracellular potassium ion homeostasis
Cellular component (GO): plasma membrane
Molecular function (GO): high-affinity potassium ion transmembrane transporter activity
Source: RefSeq, a predicted model, not a curated record
GUACCUACCUAGUAUGCCUGUAUGAGACGUGUUAUCUCCUUAAUGGUAUUGUAUGUACCCGCCGCAACCUUGGAACCUUGAAACCUGCUACCUCGUCUGGCAGGGCUGGCACAGUGGGUUCAAUUGUAAGAUGCCAGUUCAGAAACGGAACAAACGGGAUGUUUCUGUGUUUUGGGCAGCACAUAGGCCGUGCUCCCUAGGACUUGAAAUCGAGAGGCAACAUACAUAAGGUCCCGGAUGAGAGAAAAAUUUUACUGUCGUUCAUUUAAAUUUCCCAUAGUUAUCUUAAUACUCUUGUGAGUUAUCGCGGCGGGACCGAAAACUUUGGCGUCUUUUGACAUCGAGUGCACCCUACCAUGGGGAUUCCGCGAUGGAAGGAUUUACCUACGCAGCAUCCUAGGACAUAUGAUACACUCAGUGCUAUCGGGCGCGCCAUUAGGCCGUAUCUACCGCCUGUCAACUACAUCACCCUGCACUAUGCAUACUUUAUCGUCGUCUCCGUAAUCGCCACGCUCAUCUUCUGGGGCUCUUCGGUCCCAGCCUACAGCGUUGGCUGGUGGGAUAGCAUGUUCAUGGUCGUGUCGGCGCUUACUGCGACUGGCCUCAACACCGUCAAUCUCAGCCAGUUGACAACUUUCCAGCAGGUCAUACUGUGCCUAUUGAUGAUGAUCGGUAGUCAGGUUUUGGUUUCCUACGCCACCAUCGCGUAUCGACAGCACAUCUUCGAGAAGCGCUUCGAGGAUAUCGUGGAGAUGGAGCGAGAAAGGAGGAAGAAGAAGAUGUCGGGAACCGGCGCCGUGGUUGGGAUGACGGGUACUAUGUUCGGGCUACAGGUAAUGUCGUCUUUCGGAAGAGGACGGGCGCAGAGCAAACCGCGACCUUUCAACCAGGCAAAUUCUUCGACUUUGCACGCGCGAAAGCGUUCUGACGAGGUAUCUGUUUCGGAAGUUCAAGCGGGGGGUAUAAGGGGCCAACACAUUGGCUUCCUUGAACCUGUCCAAGAAGAUAAGCCUUUGGAGGGACAACCAGCAGAGGCAACCGGUCACUCGAUUUACCAAACUCAAUCUCAUCAAACUGGAGCGACUAGACGAAGAUCUCAAACAGCGGAAUCAAGAACGAUAUCCGAGGGAUUCAACGUACAAACCUUCCUCAAGGAACAAAAGCGUAAUAUCGGGAGGAAUGGCCAAUUCUUCAAUUUAUCUGAAGACGAACGAGAAUACCUCGGGGGUGUCGAGUAUCGUGCCCUCAAAUUCCUAUCCUGGUUCGUCAUCGCCUACUUCUUGCUCUGUCAGUUCUUCGGUGCCAUCGCGCUUGGUGCCUGGAUGUCGGUCUACAAAAACGAUGUAGCUGCCGUCAAUGCUCAGAAUCCAUGGUGGGCUGGCAUCUUCCUCGCUAUCUCCGCAUAUAACAAUGCCGGCUUCACGUUGUUGGAUGCAGGGUUCAUACCUUUCCAGUCCUCGUAUUUCCUACUUACUAUUGUUACACUGCUAUCGCUGGCCGGUCCGGCGGCUUUCCCCGUCUUCAUGCGAUUUAUAAUAUGGUCCAUGGCAUCUCUAUUAAAUCUCUUCACAAAAGGAAAAGAGUACGGCGUUUGGAAAGAGGGGUUUGAUUUCAUCCUAAAAUUCCCUCGUCGCGUAUACACCAAUUUGUUCCCUGCCAAGGACACUUGGAUAUUCGGGCUCACGUUCGGGGGCUUUGUGAUAGUGGACUGGAUAUUAAUUCUAAUCCUUAGUAUUGGGAAUCCGACGUUUGAGGCUAUCCCCCUCGGCCAGCGAAUUUUCGAUGCCCUCUUCCAAGGAUUUUCGAUCCCUUCAGGGGGUUAUGCUAUAGUAUCGCCAUCGGCCGUUUAUUUCGACAUCCAGGUACUUUGGCUAGUCGUUACAGCGGCUUACCCUCAUAUUAUCACUAUCCGAAACUCCAAUGUCUACGAGGAACGAUCAUUAGGGAUAUACGAAGGCGACCACGCAUCAGAGGAACAACUUCACUCCGCAAGUAUCAGUCUCGUCGACGCUGACGAUAUUGGUCUUCAAGAUCAAAGCGAGAUUCCACCGCCUACGACCAACAAGAACUGGGACUCGGUCUCGCGAGCGCCAUCCACCGCGUCCAUUAAGAAGCUCUACGUAGUUGGCCGACGCGGCACGGCAUUUGUUGGCCGCCAAAUUCAGCAGCGUAUGUCAUCCUUCCAAGGCGUCGGUAUCAAUGCUCCCGCCCCCGCGUCAGCAUCGGCGCCGCCGCCCAAGUUAGGGAUUCGCCGAGCCCAGACCGUCGACUUCGCGCGUAUCUCUGUCCACUCCCUCCACUCUCACCCGCCAACGACCGGCCCUCCGAGUCUCGUCUCGCAACAAGUGCGCGGCCAGCUUAGCCACGACGUGUGGUGGAUCGCACUAAUGCUGUUCCUCAUCGCUGUCAUCGAAACAAAACACUCAAUUGCUGACCCGUUGACGUUUAAUGUUUGGACAUUUCUUUUCGAGAUUGUAGCAGGUUACACGACAGGUAUGUGCCUAAUCGGUAUUAGCAUCGGCCUACCUAACCAGAGCUAUAGUCUCAGCGGAGGCUUUUACACCGGGAGUAAAAUAGUCAUGAUUCUAGUGAUGCUGCGUGGCCGGCACAGGGGCUUGCCUGUCGCGCUAGAUCGAGCCGUUCGGCUGCCGGGGCAUCGGCUUGCUGAGGAUGAAGAGGAAGACGCUGAGAUCCGGAGCAUGUCGGCCUUUUCACGUUAACUUCUAACGCCACUGCGAAAAAUAUUAUCAGCAUCACCGACGGGUGCUCUAUAGAUCUUAUUAGAUCUAACACGUAUCACACGAUACUUAAAAAAGUUCCAUUUAUUGACUCUUCUUAAAGAUACCAACAGAAUUACCUAGAUUUCUUACCUAGUCGAAUAUUUCCUAAUUUACCUCAGACGAACUUUUCCUCGUCGUAUUCGCGGAGAGAACAAGUGUCUAGGGCAGAC